This is a messenger RNA of Lactuca sativa (garden lettuce), 1017 nucleotides long. Lineage: Eukaryota; Viridiplantae; Streptophyta; Magnoliopsida; Asterales; Asteraceae. The record is from RefSeq and is a predicted model, not a curated record.
AUGUGUGGAAGUAAGUUCGAACACUGGUCUCAAGACGUUUGUCGUUCAAGCCGAGGUAUCGAUGGUUGGUUUCAUCGUUUAAGUACAUUUCUACUUUCACAUGGAUUUCUUUGCAACCGUGCUGAUCCUUCUUUGUUUAUCUAUGCUCGGAAUUCAUGCAUCAUGUACUUACUCGUGUAUGUGGAUAACUUGAUUCUUACUAGAAACAAUGAAUUUGUUAUCACUUCCUUCACCACUCAUCUUCAUCAAGAAUUUGCAAUAAAAGACUUAAGUGAUCUAAGCUAUUUUCUCGGUUUAGAAGUCAACUACACUGAUGAUGGACUCUUUUUAAUUCAAUCCAAAUAUGCAAUGGAUAUCCUUACUCGCAGUGAUCUCUUAGACUCCAAACCCGUGUCUACUCUACUUGCAACUCAUGAAGUCCUCACAUUAACCAUAUCUCCUUUCAAUGAUAUCACUCUUUAUCGUUCUCUAGUGGGAGCUCUCCAUUAUUUGACCAUUACACGCCUUGAUCUCUCUUAUGUUGUUAAUAAAGACAGUCAAUCUCUUCACUCUCCAACUAAUGUUCAUUUUCAAGCUGUCAAAUGCAUCUUGCGUUAUGUCAAGGGCACUAUUACAUUUGGUCUUACUUUUCAACGGCCACAUACAAACACCAUUUUGGGUUAUUCUGAUGCCAAUUGGGCUCAUUGUAUUGAAACACGUCGCUCAACAUAUGGCUAUUCAAUGUUUCUUGGUGGCAACUUAGUCUCUUCAAGUGCUAAGAAGCAACCAACUGUAUCUAGAUCUAGUUGUGAAUCGGAAUAUCAAGCGAUGGCUAAGUCGACAACCAAUAUUGUUUGGAUCACUCAUCUCUUACGAGAAUUACACACUUUACCACCUGAUAGACCAACUUUGCUAUGUGACAAUAAAAGAGCUUUAUUUAUGACACAAAAUCUAGUCUCAAAUAAGUGUUCUAAACAUACUGAUCUCUAUACCAAGUUCGUACUAACCAAGCUUCAGGUGGCUGGCAUUUUCAAAUAG